UCUCUGUCUCUCUCUCUUUCUCUGUAUGCAUUCUCUUUCCCCUUCCCUUUUCUCUCUUUCUCUAUCUCUUUUCCCCUUCCUCAUUUCGUACCAACCUACCCUUUUUCCCAGUGAGACUAAUUAUGGUGGUCAUUCGGACGGACGACAUUUUGUUCCCGAGUAUCUUUCAAAGUUGCUAAGAUGGAUCGCGUGCAUUUUCAUUGGAUCGAUAUAGCUUUCUUCCUAUAUUAUAGUUGUCACAGCCUCAGCACUGACGAUCCCCGGGCCAAUAGUUACAUCUCUAGUAAUAUCAAAUGAUGACUGCAACUCAUGAGCUUCAACAACAGCAAAACGUUCAGCAGCAACAACAGCAUGUUCAACAACAGCAACAACAGGUGCAGCAACAACAACAAGUUCAACAGCAGGUGCAGCCACAACAACAACAAAUUCAACCCCAAGUGCAGGCGCAACAGCAGAUUCAGCAGCAAGUUCAACCUCAGCAACAAAUGCAAGUACAACAGCAAGUGCAGCAACAAGUACAACAACAAGUACAGCAACAACAACAGCAGCAGCAGCAGCAACAGCAGCAGCAACAACAACAGCCACAGCAACAACAAAGUAAUGGGCCACAUAAUGUGGUACCUACACAAGUACAAGUUCAACCACAGGUAGCAGCAAAUAUGCCCCAACAACAGUUACAGGGAGCAGUUGCCGUAUCAAUGCACCAUCAACAGCAAGGUGUUGGUGGUGUAUCUAUGGCAUUGUCUGGUCAGCAAGGUGCAACAACCAUAACUACAAUGGCUGCACAUCCCCAAGCAGUUCAAGUUAUUCAACAACCAAUACAAAGUCAAGCAUAUCAUUUGCAACAACUUUAUAAUACUCAAGCUCCAUUACUAAUGCCUGGAAAUUUGGCUCUUCAUCCUGCUGGAAUAAAUCCAUCUUCGAUUCAGAACACUUUGCAGGUUACAACAGCUGGUAAGCCUUUUCAGUCUGCAGCUCAAUUGACACCUCAUAUGUUAACUACAGCAUCAACACCUGACCAAGGUACAGGUCAUCCUGGUGCAGGAGGGACAAAAGUUCAAGGAUUUCCAACAAGCUACUUACCUGUACCCACUUCUGCUACUCCUGAUGCAGGGCAGGCACUAGUCUUUGGGCAACUUGGCGUGUUAGGUUCACCACAGCCUCCACCGUCGUUACAACAACAACAACAGCAACAAUCGGCAAAUAAACAAGAUCAAGUACAAAAGUAUACCACAUGUACAGCGGGUACUCCAUCCGGCGCAAGAGGACCAGGAAUGCAAUUUGCGCUAUGGCAGUUUGCACCUCAAGUGUGGACUGGAUUACAACCACCAGCUGUUCUCACUGCUGCUCCAAAUCAAAUAUUUAUUCGAAGUCCUACACAACCCGAUAUGUUCAUUCAAAGUCCACAACCCAUUCAAGCUCAUAAUGCGUUAGCAACCCAACAACAGAUUCAAGGAGUACAGCAAAUUGCCGCUGCUAGUGGAAAAGCGAAGGUAAUGGAUAUACAACAAUAUCAAGCAAUGAAAAGCAAGCAGAGCACAGGCGGACAGCGACCACUUAGCAUUUUACCAUCCUCGCUGCAAACUGUCAAUAUACGAGCUGCAAGUUCUGUUUCUACACAAACUGUUCAUGAAGUACAAGUCACGGUACACGCACAGAGUGGUAAAGUGAGCGGAAGCGGAAGUAAAGGGCGUGGUAAACCAAUGCAAUCGCCUCAACAACAACAACAACAACAGCAACAACAACAACAACAGCAACAACAACAACAACAACAACAACAACAACAGCAGCAACAGCAACAAACACAACAGGCGAUGCAACAACAGCAUCAACAAGUUUUUAUUCAACAAAAGCAACAUCCUCAGCAACAACAACAACAACAACAACAACAACAACAAUUACAACAACAAUAUCAACAACAACAAGUGCAAUCAUCCCAACAAAUUCAACCUAAACCUAUGAUGGGUAAGAAAUAUCUUUUGAUGAUAAAUAUGGCAGGUAUGACUUUACAACAACAGCAGCAACCCGGAGUAGUCUUAGGUAGUGAAGCAAGACCUAUUAUGCCUGUAGUAUCAGUAGGAAGUGUUGGGGUUGCUGCUACGUCACAAAUAAAUCAAGUACAGCAACCUCCAAUGUCUGCUGUACAACAGCUUCCAUUACCGGUACAAAACUAUUAUCAUACUAUUAAUCCGACAAUAAUAAGCAAUCAAAUAGUAAGUGGAGCAUCGCAAGUUCAAUCUGUACCAAUAGUAAAUCGACCGACUGAACAACAACCUCAUGAUCCAAAUAACGCUACAAUAAUGAUAACAUCACCUGAUCGUAAUCAUCAAGCUGACUGUUCAAUAAUACUGCCAUCGACAAAUCUCUCUGUUGUUAACGAUGAUAAUGUUAAAUCUGCAAAAAAAGAAGAGACUGUAACAAUUACUUCGGAAGAGAUAUCGAUAUCUCAGACAGAUCUAUCAGAUACCGAUCAUUCGAAGGCUCAAGUAAAAGAAGAUGAAAAUAAUAUUUCGAAAACAGAUGAAAAAACAUGUAAUAAUCCUUUAGCUGGACUCGCUAAUACGGUCAAUUCUAUUACCAAUGGUGCAGCUAAUGAAGAGUCAACGAACGUUUCUGUAUCUAUUCCUCUCACAGCAAGUAAUAAACAUGCACCUCCUAAGGCAAUGGUUAAACCUCAAGUUCUUACGCACGUGAUUGAAGGAUUUGUUAUACAAGAAGCAUCCGAACCAUUUGCAGUUAAUCGAACAUCCUUAAAUAAUACAAUGGGCCAAGAUGCAACAAAUAUUUUAAAUCGUAACAAUUCCUCUGAAAAGGAUAAUCACGAAGAACCACCAAGAAAGAAACAUGCUCCAAAUUACAACGUGGAUGAAGAUGGAAACAAUGCUCAAAUUGGAAAAUGUGAAAGUUGUGGUAACAUGAUCGACGAGCAAAGUAUUAAAUUUAAAAAGGACAAACGUUUUUGUUCGACCAUUUGUGCGAAAAGUAAAAAACGUGAAUCACGUGAACGAGAUGUAAUGGAAAAACAAUGGACGGAAAUGGAAAUGGAAAGUAAAACUAUUGAUGUAGAAAAUAAUAAGAAAAAUGGGGAAGAUAAAUCAUUGUCAACAACAACUACUUCCUCAGUAGAUGAGUCCAUUCCGAAAGUAAAUCCUGUGAAAUGGACGGUAGGAGAAGUAUGCGAAUUCAUACGUGGUUUACCAGGUUGUGCUGAUUAUGCAGAAGACUUUGCUAUUCAAGAAAUCGAUGGACAAGCUCUUAUGUUAUUAAAGGAAGAUCAUUUGAUGUCAGCCAUGAGUAUUAAAUUAGGACCUGCAUUAAAAAUAGUGGCCAGGAUCGAUUCGAUGCGCAUAGAAUCAAUGUCCAAUUCUAAUCCUACGUCUAAUAGCUCAUAAAUUAUUUCCUUUUGCAUUUGGUUUUAUAUAAACUUGAAUUAAAAUAAUUUAUGGGCUGCAGAGGGUUUGUGCAAGUAUUCGAUUCAAUACAAAAUAUUUGAUUAUCUGCAAUAUAACAAGACUCAUUUUGUAAAUACUUAAUUUAGGUUGUAAUAGGAGAGAAAAGAAUUAUAUAAUUCAAAUGAUAAUUUCAUUUCUACGAACCAGAUCGCAGUUUGCAGAAUUGGAAGGAAAUUUAUUAAAAAGAAAAAGAAAAAAGCAAAAAGUAACCAACAAAAAUGAUUAUAUCAUUUUUAUAGACUUAAGAAUAUUAAGAAAGAAUUCUGCAGAAGUCAGAGUAUAAGUAAGCCAUUAUUUCAUUUCUUGUAAUAUUAUUAAUAUAACUAUUGUAAAUAUUUGUUAAACUAUAUUAUAGACACAUAAUUAUAUUCUUAAGAAAGAAGCUACAAUGUUUGCCUAAUAUAAUAUAUAAGAAUUAAGCAUAGAACAAUGCUUUAAGAAUGAUAUUUCUAUAUAAAAAAAAAAAAUUAAUAAAAAAAAAUAAUAAUAAGAGAAAAUCGUUGUAAGUCAUAAAUUUCUUACAAUUCUGUGCAAUUACAGUAAUUGUACAAAUUCCUGACUUUAUAAAAAAUUUUAAUGCGAUGCAUUUCGACUUAUAAUGAUUAACUCUUUAAUCAUAUGUAAAUAGCAUUUUAUAUAUAUAUAUAUAUAUAUAUAUAUAUAUAUAUAUGUAUGUAUGUAUGUAUAUAUAAAUAUAAAUGAAUGGAAAUUUUUUUUAAUUUGGUAUGGACAUGUAUAUUGUAUGAAUGUUUUUUCAAAGUACAAUUUUAUAAAAGGCGUACAAUUAACAUAGUCAAGAAUCUGAGUACAAAAUGUGUCUAUUAUGCAGAAUACAAGCAUUGUACAUAAGAUGUUUAGAGAUACGUGCUGUACUCUGUAUUCGAAAAAUAUUAUUUUGGGUUGCGUCCUAAUGAAAAGUAUCAUCUUCUACAUCACUUCAAAUUGUAAUUAAUACAGUCCUUUACUGUAGUAAAUGAAAAUAUUUGAACACACAUUUCUGGUACUUCUGAACAUAUAUUUUGUAAAUGUAUCACUACAGGUAGCUUCAAAUGUAUAUAUUAGAUAUAAAAUGUUUAUUUAAUAUACAAAUUUUAUAACAA
This is a messenger RNA of Vespula pensylvanica (western yellowjacket), 4552 nucleotides long. RefSeq names its product polyhomeotic-proximal chromatin protein-like. Bases 294 to 3392 code for a protein of 1032 amino acids. Gene Ontology annotation, molecular function: protein binding; zinc ion binding. The record is from RefSeq and is a predicted model, not a curated record. Gene Ontology annotation, cellular component: nucleus; PRC1 complex. Lineage: Eukaryota; Metazoa; Arthropoda; Insecta; Hymenoptera; Vespidae. The transcript is spliced from 14 exons.